Messenger RNA from Cervus elaphus (red deer), 924 nucleotides. RefSeq names its product olfactory receptor 7G1-like. Gene Ontology annotation, molecular function: G protein-coupled receptor activity; olfactory receptor activity. The record is from RefSeq and is a predicted model, not a curated record. Gene Ontology annotation, biological process: G protein-coupled receptor signaling pathway. NCBI's taxonomy places the organism in Eukaryota, Metazoa, Chordata, Mammalia, Artiodactyla, Cervidae. The coding region runs from base 1 to 924 and encodes 307 amino acids. Gene Ontology annotation, cellular component: membrane. The transcript has a single exon.
AUGGAGCUCAGAAACAAAACAGGUAUUUCAGGAUUUCUUCUCAUGGAAGUGACAGAUGAUCCAAAACUGCAGACCCUUGUCUUCAGCCUGUUCCUGUCCAUGUACCUGGUCACCGUGCUGGGAAACCUGCUCAUCAUUCUGGCUAUCAACUAUGACCCCCACCUCCACACUCCCAUGUACUUCUUCCUCUCCAACCUGUCCUUUACUGACAUCUGUUUAAGCACAACCACCAUCCCAAAAAUGCUGAUGAACAUCCACACACAGAAUCAGAGCAUCACGUACGCAGGCUGCCUUACGCAGGUCUGCUUUGUCCUGGUGUUUGCAAGUCUGGAUAGUUGUAUUCUUUCAGCAAUGGCCUACGAUCGCUAUGUGGCCAUUUGUCACCCACUGAAGUACACUGUCAUCGUGAACUCUCAUCUCUGUUGCUUGUUGAUUCUUCUUUCUCUGUUUACUAGCAUCGUGGAUGCCCUGCUCCACAGUCUGAUGCUCUUGCAUCUGUCCUUCUGUACAGAUCUUGAAAUCUCCCUCUUCUUCUGUGAAGUUGUUCAGGUCAUCAAGCUUGCAUGCUCUGAUACCCUCAUCAACAAUAUACUGAUAUAUUUUGCAUCUAGCAUAUUAGGUGGUAUUCCUGUGUGUGGAAUCAUUUUCUCUUAUAUUCAGAUAGUGUCCUCUGUGUUGAGAAUGCCAUCAGCAAGUGGAAAGUAUAAAGCUUUUUCCACCUGUGUGUCUCACCUCUCAAUUGUGUCCUUAUUUUAUGGGACAGCUUUUGGUGUGUACAUUAGCUCUGCUUUUACUAAUUCUCCCAGAAACACUGCAGUGCUUUCAAUGAUGUACACUGUGGUCCCUCAAAUGAUGAACCCCUUCAUCUAUAGCCUGAGAAACAGGGAUGUGAAAAGUGCCUUGAAGAAACUUGUCAGUAUCUAG